GGAUAUAUCGGACUGUUUAAAAUAGAUACUGAACUCUUGUUUUCAAUUCAAGCUGGUUCCAACAGAGAGUUGAAUUAUGCUGCUGAAUUUGCAUUGGAGAAAUAGUUUUGCUGAUGCUAAUUUAUGUGCAGCUCAAGUGUUUUUGAAUCUGAAGAGGGUGUGUAUACCCAUGUCCUAAAGGCGAAACAGAAGGAUAAUUGGUGAGUGUUCAGCAUACGAAGGGAAGUAUCACGGAUCAAAAUGGAGGGAGGCUCUGGACAUCACUUUUUGAAUGGAGAUCACGCUGAAAGGCCUGAAUCCAUGGAGUCACCCCUUGCUGAGCCUGACCUGCACCGGAUGUACCUGUCCUGCUUACCUGACCGUUACAUGAAGGCAAAAAUGAGCCUGGCAGCCUACCUCAUUGAUUGGGCCAUUGCACUUCUUUGCAAGCGAGCACUGGAUAGAAACUCACUUGUCCAGCAACAGGUCUCAGAAUCCAUAGAAAACCUUUCUGAUCCCUGUGAAUUUGAAGGGGAAGGCGGUUCAGAGGAAGGAUCUCCAGGACCAAGCCAAGUUUCUCCUGGUACGCCACGUGGAUCAAAUAAAAAUGUAAUAGAAACACCAACAAGUGAGAGAACAUUGGAACCUACUAGUAUAUCUUCGGAGAUAACUGUGACAGGUCCUGAGCUAAAAGUAGAAACAACUGAUGCUUGUACUGAUGACCUGGAAAGGCUAAUUGAUAUAUCUACUGAACCUCAGCUCUGCACUAGUUCCUCUGAUACAUUGCAACUGUGUGCAGCACAAGUAAGGACUUGUACAAUUUCCUUCUGUAGAGAUUCGGAUCCGCAGAGCACAUCCUCCAGUUCACAGGUGAGAAAUGCAGCUGCACGAGGAGCAAAAUUAGAGCUAAGUGACAUUUCAGAAGAGACCUCUGAAGUUAAGUUAAGCAGUUGUCCCACUGUAUGCCCUGAGCAAAGUAUUGCCCAUUCAGGAGCUAGUCAUGCUGCUGCUGACGCAGAACCUAAACUAGGUGAUCUUUCCUCAGAAACCGAAUUAGAGGCAAGCGAAUUCUCUCCUCUAUCAGAACCACAGAGAACUGAACUCUCGAAUGAACUUAAUUUGGAAAAAUGCAGGUUUUCUCUUGAAACAAAAACACAACAUAAUGUUGUAUCUUCUAGUUCAGAAACAGCAUUAAGUGUUGCUUUUAAUGCACACACCAGCAUCGAUUAUCCUGAGUUGGAAUGGGACUCCAAUAAGAAUUCUCUGCCUACACAAGAACAGAUUGCGAUUCCCCCUGAAACAAAAGCAUUGCUAACUGGGGUUUCUUUGGACAUUGGUGUACAGCCAAGUGUGCUUUUGUCAGAAACAACGGAGCCAACAAGGAUUUCCUCAUAUAAACAAUCUGAACCUGCUGCAAUUUGUCUUGGGAUACAUCAUACAUCCAAUGGAAUUAAACCAGAUCCAAGUAUAAUCUCCUUGACAGAACCAGACUUGUCUUGCUUGAAUAAGGAACAGGUUUUAUGUGAAAUUUCUUCAGCGGUAAAUCAAGAUUCCACUGUAGUUUGUCCUGGAACAAAUAAGAUUCCUCCUGCAGAAUCCACAUCAAUCCGGACUCCACUAGAUGUGAACCAAUUCAGAAGUGAACUUCCACAAGAAGUAGGGUCGGAUCUCACUGAAGCUUCUUCAGGGACAAAUGAGGCUUUGGAUGGAAUUAUAUCAAAAUUAGAAACAUUAUGCACUUCUCAGGAUACAAACCAGAAUCCAAGUGAAACUUUCCCUGAAGUACUGUCAAAUCCUAUUGAAAGUGGUUGUGAAAGAAGUGAAGACUCUGCAGAAUCAAAAUCAAAUAGAUCUUCUCUGAGUGUAGGUCAAGGUCAAAGUCUAAUUCCCAACCAAAGAAAACCAGAUUCCACUAGGACUGUUCUAGGAUCAAGUGAAAAUUGCUGUGGUUUUGAAUCUGAUCCAAUCUGGCCUUCUGUGCAAACGAAUCAAGAUAUAAGUGAAAUUCUUCUUGAUAAUGAAUCACAUGUCCCCACUGUUGAGACAAACAAAAUUUGUGGUGGAAUUAUAUCAGAAUCAAUCUGGGCUUUGUUCCAUACAGACCAGGAUUUAAGUGAGUUUCCUUCUGAAGUUGAAUCAGAUUCCACAAAAACAAAUCCUGAAACACAUAAGAUUUUAGCUGGUCUUAAAGCAGAGCCAGUCUGGACUUCUCUGGAUUCAGAGCAAGACUUAAGUGAAAUCCCAUUUGAAACCCAACCACAUCGCACAGAGGCAAAUGUGGUUUCUGCUAGCCUCAUUUUAGAUUCAGAAUCAGUCUGGGUUUCCCAGGAUACAGACCAAGAUCCAAGCGAAAUUCCUUUUGAAACAGAACCAGACUGCCCUGAGAUUUCACCUGGCAGAACAUCUGAAAUAAGUAAAGCCUCAGCCUUGAUAAAUUCAGAGGAAAAUAGUCUGUCUGAUUUAGAUGGUAGUUGUCCAAAGAUAGAAACAAGUGGCACUGCUCAUGAAUUUAAAUCAGAAACAGCUUUGGCUCUAAUUUGCCCAGUGCGUGAAUUAGAGCCUUUUGAGGUUUGUGUUGUGAAUCAACAAGACAUCAAUGGAACAAAUACUGUAGCAGAACUGAACACUAGUCAAGAAACCUCUCACCAACUGGGAUUUGUUGUUGAAAGCCAAUUAGAGCAGCCUGUGGUUUCUCGGGAGUCAGAAGGAUAUACAGAUAUAAGCGAAAUCCCUGAAGCUGAGACAAGCAGUAUACAUGAAGCGUAUCAAGACCCAAGUGAAAUUUCUGCAGGUGUAAAAUUGGACAUAAGUGAGCCUAUUGCUGAAGGAAGGUCAGCUCAUUGUAAUUCACUUGAACUGCAAUCUGGAGAAAUUACUCAGGAAACCCUUUCAUCUUGGCCAGAGACUGAGCAAAUUUCUUACGAAGAAUGUAUACACAUCACUGGAGUCGAGCUGGAAUCAACAUGUUCUCCUAUUGAAAUUGGUUUUGAAAGGACUGGAGUAGUCUUCCUUGAGACAGGGUCUAGGACUGGUGAAGAAACAGCAGUGGCAACACAAAGAACAAGUGCUAAUUCCACAGAAAGACAUGGGGAAGAUUGUGAAGAAGGUGAAGUGAAACUUACUCAGAUUUUCUCACAAACUCAAACAGAACCACAUGAACAUAUUAUUGAGGGAAAGCAUGGGGAAAUCCUUGACUCACCAUCACCAGGAAGAGAGCAACAAGAGAAUUUUGGCAGAGACUUUGUGACAUAUCUGUCAAAUCAGGGGAAUACUGAAACACUAGAUUUGGGGGACAGCUGUUCACACACUGACCCAGACGCUAGAAAUAUAGAAACACAUAAGAUUGACGUUCAGAAGGACAGAAGAACAAGUACAGCUUCAGCUAAUGCAAGAGCGGAUUCAGACAGCCCUCAUGAGAUUUUUGUUGAAAAGACUAUAGAAACAAAUGAAAUUUAUCCUAUAGAAACGAGUGUCAGAGGGGAAAGCGCUAUUGAACUCACUGGCCAGGAAAGUGCAUAUGCACUUGAGCUGAUUAAGCAAUCUAUUAAGCACUGCAGUGCAGCAGACCCAGAAACAGAUAAAUUGUAUUCAGUAUUUGAAGCAACCACAGAACAAAACUUAAGGAUAAGUAAUGUCUCUGGUGAAGAACAAACAGGAGUAUGUGAUAUUCCUGCUCAAACUAGCAUAGAACCAGGUGAGACAUGUCUUGCUUCAAAGUCUGAACCAAGAAACAUUUAUGUUGAAGGAUUGUCAAUAUCACAUACUCCUAACCCCCUAGAACUGACUAGCACAACUGAAAUAAUUAAAAAGGAGAUAACUGAUGCUGAGUUGGAGCAAACAAUUUGUGUUGUUGAGGAAGGGUCCAGGACCAGUAGUGUAGCUCCAGAAAACAGUUUGGAAAACGAUCCAAUUUGUAUUCACGAUACUGACUCAAGGGCAACUGAUUUUCUGUUAGAAGCAAAAUUAGAAGACACUGCAAACACAGAUCUGCACGGAAAAUAUAUAGGCAUACCUGCAGAGGUAGGCACUCUGCAAACUGAAAGUGCCAACAGUAUGAAUUAUGACAAAAUACUAGAUGAACAUCGAGCCAAUUGUGAAAAUGGCAGCCAAGAGACAAUUAAAUUAGAUGGUGAAUCCAGUGAUAUUUCACCAGUUGUUUAUGACACUGAUGGUAACAGUACAACUAGUGAGGAACUAGAGGAAAAGACUUACCCAUUUGGAAGUAACAGUAGCUUACAAAAAGCACUGCAGAGACAGACAAACACUAAAGGAGAAGAUCGGUUUGGAUCAUUGUCCUCCUUAAACUCCUUCACCACUUCCUUAAAAAACUCGAAAUUUUCAGUUUUCACCAAAAUGGCAUCAUUUAGGAGAAACAAAUCCUGGACACAAGAACACCAAACUGAAAGUACCAGCAAAGAUGGAAACAAGAGGCAACAGGUGAGAGAUGCGGAAGAGAAUAAAACACAAACCAAGAGCAAUGCAAAUUGUGUUCCAGUGUAUAGAAUGCAUUACCCAGGCUAUAGAAUUCAUCUGCCUCAUCAGGCCAGGGAUAGGGUUAAGAGUGAAAAUCCAACUUUAGAUGGUUCGGAUGAAGAUGAUGAUGUUUUUGAAAGUUGCAGCCAAUUGAACCAAAGUGUGAAUAGGGCAUUUGGCUCUGAUGGACUACGUGAUAUAGGAGGUAUGGAACAGGUUCAGAGAGUGGCAGAAAAUGGUCAUCAUUUCCAUAGCAGGAGCACAGACUCUAUGGAGGGAGAAGACAUUAACACAGAGGAUCAAAACAUCAAAAUACCACCUGCAACAGAUAGCAGUUGUAAAAAGAGCAGAAGUGCCGACAGCCUUAACCUUAGAAUGAAACGGGCUUUUGCUAAUAAAUCACUCUCCAGUUUCUUUGAAACAAAAUCUGGAGAAAAAGAAAAUGCCAAUCAGAACUCAAAAUCUCACAAGAAAGUUGACGGUGAUGAUGGCAAGCCCAGGCACAUGUCCUGGAAAAAGUUCAUGAGACUGAGUGAGUCAGAGUCCACAAAGGGAUCCAACCCAUCAAGCACUUCAAGUACAAGCAGCGGGGAGAGCCAGCUCGUACGGACACAGUCUCAGGUGCACAGUGAAUAUGCAAGGCGGAUCUCAAUGGAUCAGGUCGACAGCGCCCACCUUUUAGCAUCCUCUUCAUCUCCACCUGCUCGGAGGUCAAGCAAAGCUCAGCUUUCCAGUUCUCUUGACUCUGAUUAUGUUCCAAAACAAGUCGAGCAAAGAGGAAAAAGAACAUCUCCAAAUGGAUUAAGACUUACAUUGAUGUCCAACAAUAACCUGGAAACUGAAGAUGGUUUCAAAACGACACCAAGCCAAUCCAUCCCACAAACCUUAAUGAAUCAGUUAAGCCCAACUUGGAAUAGGCCUGGUGUGAUUUCAGAGUGCUUUGAUGGUCCUUUCCCUGCAAGGCCUAUGAGUCCUAAACCUCAAAGUCCAAGGUCAAGUUUUCGAAGGAGUUUUCGCUCCAGCAACAGAGGUAGCACUUCAUCGUGGACUUCCUUGGACUCUAGCAGGACAACAGAUGGUGUGUUGGAAAGCCCUGAAAGGCCGACAACAUUGAAACCAAGAGGAAGUCUUCUUCUUUCAGUGCAGUCCCUGAAUUAUGAAUGUCAGAAAGAGGACAGUGGAAUUAGCAGUCAAUCACAGACAAGUCUAAAUACGGCAUCCUCAGUCAUUGACAUUGCCAAAGAUGAGGAAGUAAGUAAGCAUCCAACUCAAACAGCACAGGAGGUGACCCCAACUGCUUCAGCGGUCCUGAGAAGCCACCAACAGAACCAUCUGCGGCAGCGCCCGUUCUCAGACAGUGGGCAGAUGGCCUGGUUACUUGGUCGCACUGAACAUGAAGUGAAAUGUAAACUAGACAGUGAGGAUGACACGGAAGAGUUAUGUUUGCCACCUUACAAACGAUGCAGCUCAGACGAAUUGUUGCUGGAAGAAGCAAGGAAGAGGCGGAGAAAGUUGAUUGCAGACCUAGAGAAUAGCAGAACGAGGCAUGGCAGGACCAACACUGAGGUUUGCAAUGAAGUUGGAAUGAGAUUUUCCUAUCUGUCACCUCUCUCUGCUACCUUCAAAGACAUUCCCCUGAGAUUUCUUACUUUAUCCCAGAGCACACCAACAGGACUGGACUGUAUAGGGUAUAAACGUUGGAUGGCAACUUCUGUCAUCAAUGAUGGUGCACUGGACAAGAGUGCUUUUGCUGAUGAAGCUGGAAGUGAGGAGGAUUUGUAUGAGGACUAUCGGAGUGGAAAUCACCGAUAUGGGCACCAAGGAGGAGGCGGAGAGCAGCUGGCCAUCAAUGAGCUCAUCAGCGAUGGCAGUGUGGUCUAUGCAGAGGCCCUCUGGGACCACAUCACCAUGGAUGACCAGGAGCUGGGCUUCAAAGCUGGCGAUGUCAUUGAAGUAGUGGAUGCUACCAACAAAGAGUGGUGGUGGGGGAGGAUUGCGGACAGUGAAGGCUGGUUCCCUGCCAGCUUUGUGCGGUUGUGGGUCAACCAGGAUGAACCCAUGGAAGAAUAUCCAGUCAAGGUUGAAGACGGGAAACCUGACGAUCCCAACAGUACUAACCGCUGCAUGGCCACAGGCCAGUCAAAGAAAGACCAAAUGAGGACAAACGUCAUCAGUGAGAUCAUGAGCACUGAGAAUGAUUACAUCAAACACUUAAAGGAUAUCUGUGAGGGUUACGUUAAGCAAUGCCGAAAAAGGACGGACAUGUUCACAGAAGAACAGUUACGCACUAUUUUUGGGAACAUUGAAGACAUCUACAAAUUUCAGAAAAAGUUCCUUAAAGGCUUGGAAAAGAAAUUCAAUAAAGACGAACCCCAUCUGAGCGAGAUUGGUUCCUGCUUUCUUGAAUUUCAGACAGAUUUCCAGAUAUACUCGGAAUACUGCAACAACCAUCCCAAUGCUUAUGCAGAGCUUUCCAAACUCAUGAAGAUCAACAAAUACGUUUACUUCUUUGAAGCUUGUCGACUGCUCCAGAAGAUGAUUGACAUCUCUCUGGAUGGGUUUCUGCUCACACCGGUGCAGAAGAUUUGUAAAUAUCCUCUUCAACUGGCAGAGUUGCUCAAGUAUACCAACCCUGAGCACAGGGAUUACAAUGAUGUUGAGGCUGCACUAAAUGCCAUGAAGAAUGUGGCCAAGCUGAUCAAUGAGCGCAAGAGGCGGCUGGAGAACCUGGACAAAAUUGCUCAAUGGCAGAGUUCAAUUGAAAAUUGGGAGGGUGAGGAUGUUUUGGCACGAAGCUCAGAGCUUAUCCAUUCGGGUGAAUUGACAAAGAUUUCGCAGCCACAGGCCAAGAGUAAACAGCGAAUCUUUUUCCUCUUUGACCAUCAGGUGGUCUUUUGCAAAAAGGACCUUCUACGUCGUGACAUCCUGUACUAUAAAAGCAGGAUCGAUACGGACAGCAUGGAAGUGGUGGAUGUAGAAGAUGGGAAGGACAAAGACUUUAACAUCAGUGUAAAGAAUGCUUUCAAACUCCAAAACAAAUUCACAAAUGAGAUCCAUCUAUUCUGUGCGAAGAAGUCCUCAGUGAAACAACGGUGGCUUCAGGCCUUUGAAAAUGAAAGAAAACAGGUCCAACUGGACAAGGAGACAGGCUUUGCUAUCACCGAAGUUCAAAAGAAGCAGGCCAUGCUGAAUGCAAGGAAAUCACAUCCAACUGGAAAGCCAAAAGCUGUAACAAGGCCUUACUAUGACUUUCUGACAUUGCGGCAGAAACAUCCGAUGCUGCCUUCAACCAUUCCCCAGCAGCAGGUGUACAUGUUGGCCGAGCCCAAGCGCAAACCAUCCAACUUCUGGCAGAACAUCGGGAGACUGACGCCAUUCAAGAAGUGAAAGAACAGCUUUGUGAAGAUGACUUAAGGCCUUUCCAAGGGAGCACUUUAGCAACCAGUUGCAAUCAGAAUGAAUGAAUGCUCUGUGCGUGUUCGGGUGUGUAUAUAAAUGCCAACGCAGGCUAUACUCCUAAAUGUUGGCAACCUCCUCACUGGGAAAAGAUGGCAUUUCCAUCAUCCAGUGACUUUUCUGGUCAGACAACUUUAUGAUAAUCUGACCAUCAACAGUGCCAGUUAAAGAGCUGCCUAAGUGUAUGUUUACGUCGGCAACAACAGUCAAGCUCAACAUUCUCUGAAUUCCACAACACAAGGUUUUUCCUUUCUAUUUUAAAUCGGAAGAAUCAUAAACUUUUGAAGAGGGAAGCUGCAUCUUUACAAAGGAUAUAGAUUUCUAUUGAGCAGUUUGCUGUAUUUGUAAAGGUAUGCAAGCAUUAAGCAACAGCAGAACUGUACUGUGAACAAACAACUUUCCACAGACCUCCAUUGCUGCAUUUUAGCCUUCCUCCGUGCUUUCACUGGAAUGAAACACUGUGUGUGCCUACGUGCAAGGGAUGCAAAUUAUUAUUUAAAACACUUGGUGAAUUUGAACCGAGUUAUUUUGAAAUCUUUUUGCCAAUUAUUUUUAGUGAGGGCAAUGCCAGUCUAAUUGUGCAAGAAUGAAUUAUUUCGAGCUCCUGGAUUGUAAACAGUGCUGCCUGUUGCUGAGCUCCUGUCGGAGUUUGUGCCAGUAAUGAGAAAUAGAGGCAGCAGCUACAAUGAAACUAUAGGUCUACAAUCAAUGUUUUCACCUCUGGUGCCCGGAGUUUAACCCAACGUAAGCAGAUGGGAAAAAGAGUUUUGUUCUUCAUGCAUUCAUGGGAUCUUAAAUAAAACUAGGUCGCGUCGUGAGGUCGACGCUGCACUCACAGUUGGCAUGGAAAUAAUAGUGAAUAGUCACAUCCUCAAGUCUUUACAGUAUUACCUUAAUAGCAAGAUAGAAAAAGGUUAAAUUCAAUCAGUGUAUAGGAGGAAAGAGUGACACGCCAAGUUAUCAUGUCCUAAUGUUUAUAAAUGAGUUGUGUAAAUAUUAACAAAAUGAUUUAUUUAUGUAUAUUGAAUUCAUUGUACUUGUACUUACUGUUUGGCUUCUCCACAUCCUUUCCAGUACAAAUGCCUUAUUAAGGAAUGCACUUACCCAGUUGCUUAUUUCUUCCUGUCCUGUCCCCUCCCCCAGUGUAGAAGUGAUUUUACUUCAAAAUUUCUUUGACGGGGAAAUUUAAAAAGGUCCUUUUGUGAAAACUAAUGAUUAUAGUUGUUUGUUUUAAUGCAGACUGGAUCAGAUGCUGCUUUUCCAGUUUUACAACCCACCUGCUCCCUAGAUUUCAAGACAAUUUUACAAAAAGGAAACUAAUAAUUUGCAGGACAAGUUAUCAAUUCAGACUGUAUAUAUGAAGAACAAACAUACAUGGUGGAACAUAAUUGGGUAUGUUGAGCAAUUGGUCACCAUCCCAAACUGAGAUGAUACCUGGGCUUUCAGUGAACCUGUAUGUAAGCCAGCAUUAAAAAACAAGAAGAUUAACACAAAAAUCUACGCUUGCUCCUAUUAUUUUCCAUUAGUUCUUGCCAGCCCAGCAAAGUAAUUGUUAAGCUAUGAUGAAAGGAAUACAUGGUUAGAAAUCAGUACAAUAGAUGUAGUGCCACAAAAAAAAUUAUCGAAGCAGAUUCUAUUUAAAGGGAGGAAAAAUUAAAUGAAAUAAUUACCCACAUAAUUAACCUCCCUUCUUUCAGUAGGAAAAUAACAUAUUGCACCUCCACCCUCCUGAUUAAAAGUUUUAUGGUUAAGUCACUCUUAUUCCCUUUCUGCGUAGUUGCUUUGAUUAGCAAUACAAGUAAUGGGCUCAGCAAUUUUAUAAUAGACAGAAGCUGUGGAAUCUUGAGGGAAAAACUAAAUCAUUAGAGAAAUAGCCCUUAUCAGUCCUUGACCUGAAACAGUAGCUUGGUUUCUGUGCUCACAGAUGCUAUUGGACCUGCUGAACAUCUUCAACAUUUUCUAUUUUUCUAUUUUUAUUUCUGAUUUCAAGCCUGCCCAAAUUUUUACUUUUCCCCAGAUCGUGCCAUUUACAGGCCCUCUCAUUUACACAUGAGGUCAAUCACCUGUAAACAAGUCACUGUAUAUUCCUUUCUCCUCCUUUAAAAGUUACUUACUCAUCAAUCUUUCUCUGCACUAAGUAGUUUUCAUAUUCCCAGUUACAUUUUUCAUAUACAUCUCAAAUUUCUGUAAUGUCUUGGGUUUGUGUCCUGCCUGUCGACACAAUAGAAAUGAGGUACAAUUAUUUAACAGAGCACAAAACAGAGAAGGAAAGAAUAGAAAGUUCUUCUGUAACUAAUUCCUUGUUUUUUUUAAUUAUUAAAUGUAGGUAUGUAAAUAUCUUUAUUAUUCAAACUUUUUAUUUUAUGUCCUUUUGGAGGCUGAUCCCUGGUGAGUCUGUUUUGCUUUAAAGCUGCUCCAGUAAAGGAUCCACCAACUAAAAUAAAGGCACUUUAACAUGACCAAUAGAAACAUCUUGGACGACAGACAUACACUCCCAUAAGUGCUCCCCCCUCAAGUGAGCUGUCAGUUUGGAUUGUGUCCAGGAAUAUCCAAUCCCCGAGCUGCAGGAAAUGAUGUCUAUUUCUGACAAGGAAGAUCCAAUAGAGGUAUUCCAAUUUUUGCAAAGUUUUAGUAAUGUAAAUACAGGAAAAUAAUUUUCAGUACAAUAAAGUUCAUAUAAUAAUGAGCAUAAACUCAUUAUCACCAAAAAUAGCAAAGGAAAAAGUUAUGGCAAAGCUGCCUUAUUAGGACAUGGAUUCAGGGAAUUUCAUCCCUGGUUACUAGCAUAAUACAACCGUGGCAGAGCAAUGUACUCUUACCUAUGGAAUGAAUUUCACUGGUGGAGUACAAUAUGUGAAGCCUAUCAUUCAGCACAUUUAGCAGCCAGGAAUGAAAUUCUAGAUGUUAAUGUCUUUUUAGAAGCAGUAUUGAAAGCAGAAAUAAUCAUUGUUUUUGAAAGGGAAGCGAAUAAAUAUUUGAAAGAGGUGGAAGAAAAGAAAGGAGCCAAAGUGAAGAGCUUUAUCAGGGCACCAGAACAGACAUUGUGGGCUUAUGAUACCUCGUCUGACCUGCAGUGAUUCCAGGAGGGGUUGAAACAACAUCAGUGUUACUUGAGUGUGAGGAGGAACUACAAAUACAAAAUAUUGGUCCCAAGUAAAAGGAAAGGAAGUUACAGCUACAUCCACAAUGUUAAAGUUUGGAAGGAGGAAGAAUGAUAUAUCCCAUUCCUCAUUUAAUUUAUUCUUGCUUGUAGUCAUUCAGUUUUGUAAACUAACAAUUCAACAGUUCUGCAUUUUUUUCAUUCAGUUUAGUUCGUUCCACUCAGUUACUUUCAUUGCUGCUUCUGCAGUCUGACAGUUGUAGUGGUCACCACUCAGCUUUUAGCCAGUUAAUCUAGUUUAAGGUCAAACCACUUGAUGAAUGACCAACAGAAGUUUUCACUUCACCAUCCAGACUUGAAAUAGGACAUGCAGAUCAGAUGCCUCUAUUGAAUUUUCAUUGACUUGAAGGAAAUAAAAUUGGGCAUAUUGAGAACCAAGUAGCAACUUGUAAAUGUUCUAAAACUACACAACAAAAGUCUAAUUUUGUUUUGGAACCUUGAGAAAUCCUUCAACCAUGGCCAAAGUAAACAUAGAAAUUGUUCUUGUGUUCACAGUUUAAUAUCUCCAUUGAAGAACCCAAAUACAGAUUGAGUGACCAAUCUAUAGAACACCUCCAUUAAGUUCACAAAGCUUGAGCUUCCAGUUACCUGUCACUUUAACUCUCUGAUCACUCGCACUCUGAUCCUUCUGCCUUAGGCUUCCUAUAGUGUGCCAGCAAAGCUCAAUGUGAGCUCAAGGAAAGGCACCUUAUUUUCUCUCUUGAUGCUUUAUAACCUUCCCAACUCAAUAUCGAAUUCAACAGUAUCAUACAAUCAGCCACUCCAAUCUUCUACAUGUGUUUUCAGUAUGAGUUUGUUUUUUUUAUUGUCUCUCGUCCUCAGGUAGUUUUGGAUUUGUCUCCUAUGUACACCUGUAGAUAUCGCUAUUGAAAUUCAGACUCAGUGACAAUGAAGGAAGAGUGAUUUAUUCCUGAAGAGUGGCAAGGAGGAAUACCUGUGGCUGGUGGUACUCACAUGCACCUUUUGCCCUUGCCUUUCUUGGUGACAGGGAUGUGAGUUUGGGAGGUGCUGUUGGGAUACCCGGGGGGGAGUAACCACAGUGGAUUUUGUAGAUGGUACACACUACAGCCACUGGACACUGAUGGGAAUGAGGUUUAUGGGUGAUGGAUGAGGUAGCAAUUACACAGACUGUUUUGUCCUGAGUGAUGUUGAGCUUCUUGAGUUUUGUUGGAACUGUACUCAUCCACAUAAAUGAAGACUUUUCAUCAUACUCCUAUCUUGUGCCUUGUAGAUGAUGGGAAGGGUUCAGGGUGCCAGGAGAUGAGUCACUCACCACAGGAUACCCAGUCUCUGACCUACUUCUGUGGCACAGAACUUCUGUGGUUGCCCUAUUCAGUUUCUAGUCAAUGGUGAUCCCCAGGAUAUUGAUGGUGAGGAGCUCAGUGAUGAUAAUGCCAUUUUUGAAUGUUGGCAGGUUGUUAGAGUCUCUCUUGUUGGAGAUGGUUAUUGCCUGGCAUAUUUGAGGCUCAAACAUUGCUUACCACUGAUCAGCCCAUGCCUGAAUGCUUUCUGUCGUGCUGCAUGCAAGCAUGGACUGCCUCAUUUGCUGAGGAGUUGCAAAUGAAACUGAACAUUGCACAAUCAUCUGUAAACAUCCGCACUUUUGACAUUAUGACUUUGGAAGGUCAUUGAUGAAGCAGCUGAAAAUGGUUAGGCCUACGACACUACUCUGAGAGACACCCGCAGUGAUGUCCUGGGGCUGGAAUAAUUGACCUCCAACAAUAACAACCAUCUUCCCCUUAUUUUACUCUAAACACUGCAGUGUUUUCCAAUCAAUGCUCUUUUCUAAGUUUUCUCAGGGCACCUUGAUGCCCACUCAGUCAACUCAGGUUUGGAAUUCAGUUCAGUUAUCCAUGUUUGGGUGAAGGCCGUGAUGAGAUCAGGAGACCUAACCCAAAGAGGGUAUCAGGGAACAGGCUAUUAUUGAAUAAAUGUCACUUGAUAGCACUAUUAAUGAUGCCUUCCAUCACUUUGCUCAUGAUUGAGAUAAGAAAGAUUGUAUGGUAAUUAGCUGAACUGAACUUGUCCAUUUGUAAACAAGAUAUAACUCAGAAAUGUUCACAUUAUUGGGCAGAUUCCAGUGAUGUGCCUGUACUGGAGUAGCUUGGCUAGAGGUGUGGCUAUUUCGAAUGCAUGUCACUAAGAAUUGUGAUGAGAUAACAGUAUAAAAAAAAUCAUUGAAGUGCUGAUGCAUUUCACAUUAUUGCACAAAGCUCAGUCCAAUUAUUUUUCAGUAACAUUUGGAGGGAUAGUCCUCUAACUGGAUGAGAGAUGAGAUGUGAAUCUGCUUGCAGGCCAUAAAGUGACUGAGUAUUUUCUAAAGUAGCAUCAUUCAGCAUUGAAAGAGCACUAUCAAUGGGGCAUGUUUUCUCAGUCAAGGAUGGUGUGAGGUGUUGUUAUUUAGAUAAAAGCCAUUCAGAUAUUUAGCCAAACUGAAUUUAAUCAAAGAUUUGAUAUUUAGAUUGUUUGACUACAAUUUAUUGUACAGCACUAACUGCAAUGUGGGAUUUUAAAUCUAGCGAGAUUUCAUUGUCUGUUACAAAAUAAUGUGCCUAGAAAUUCCAGUGUACCCUGAAGGGUAAGCUGAAAUGGUGUAGAUGCAGUGAGGCAAGGUCUGCUUGUCACACUGUAUUAAAGUUCAGUUGCAAUGAGGCUUUCAGAGGAAGCUCAUGUUUUGAUUCAAUAUUGUGUCAGCUGUCCGAGGGAAAUCAGCUGAUCGGUGGGGAGACUGAGGGGUGUUUUGACCAGAGGUGGGGGAUGCCAGUGGUGAUUCAGGGCAGUGGGAUGACCUGAUGAUUCAUGGAGGACUUUCACUUACCUUCAGGCCUCCCAGGUCAGCUGCAAAGGAUUGAGCUCCCCCCCAUCUCCCCCCAGACAACACUGUAUAAGUCCCCUGCAGUGGCCCAAAAGAGGUUUAGGCAGGGAAUAACAUCAUUCCUCCGAUCUGCUCUGAUGUGGAAAUCGCACCAGGCUUGUAAUGAUGACUUGUAACAGGAAGUGGCCGGCCAUGUUUUUUUGAUUGGUUGUUUCAACCAGAAGUACUUGCAAUUUAUUCUGGGUUAAAAUGAUUCUCAGCAAAACAAUUCUAAAAAAGUGUUAUCUGAUCCAAUUUCUAGGCAGCAGAAUCUUGACAUAAUGUUUGUUACAAACAGAUUCCGAGUUCCUCAACAUAUCCAGUUCCUUACUGCUGAUUUCCCAAAUAUUUCUGGUGAUGAGCUUUCUGCCACUACUUGUUAUCCUUUGUGAUUUAUGGCAGUAACGUCCAGACUGAUUUUGUUACUUUAAAUACAGGAUUAAACCACUGAAUUUGACAAUAAAACUGAAGAUGCGUUUGAACUAGCUUUAUUCAAUGUGCUUUAAGGUGAAACAGCCAACUUAAAGUGGUUGACUUCAGAUCACUUUAGGACUUCCUAUAGUUUGUAUGCGACUUGUGAAAGAGCCCACCAUCAUUAAAGCACUGCUUCUGACGUACAGCAUUUGGCAGCUUAGGUGUUAAACCAGAUCUUGACAUGCCUUGGUAACAAUCAAGCAGCACCAUGUUGUUUUUAUCUGUGGUAUGUGUUUAUAUGUUUUGUAAAUUCAUGAAAAAUUGAGGGAGUCAAGCUUCCUAUUGGGCCUUUAUUUGUGAGCAGCAGGAGUUGGUGAUCGCCUGUCGAAGACAGAAGAUAUGAUUAAAUGUUCAUACAUAUGGAGGAACUGCCUAUUAUUUUUGUCUGUGGCUUUGGAAUAACUAUCAGCACUACAAUGUUUUAACAGUAUUUUUAAAAUCUGUGGCGUAGCUUUCAAAUUACUACAGUACUAAUAUAUUCAGCCCAUUCACUGUCCCCAAGAUAAGUUGUCAUUUUUUGUACAUACAACCCUCAUGGUUUGUCAACCAAUUUUGUAGCUCUUAUGUUCCUGGAGAAAUUAAGUUUAUGGACUCAAUUUUUGUUUCUUUGAUGUGUGCUAAAAGCUUGUGAUAUGCAAGUAGAAUUUACUGAAAAUUACAUGACAGUGUUUGUAAAAAUUUUCUCUUUGUACGUGGAUGGUUGUUUACAUAAACACUUCAAGCACGAUAUGGGGAAUAAAAUGUUUUCAUUGUGCCAAAAAAACUGCUUGAUAUUUAAAGCCUGUGUUUUAUACAGUCCUGUGUUAUACUGAGUAUCAUUUCAAAGUGGCCGAGAAAUUGUCUCUGGAACUCAAAGUAUUUACAUUCACUAUGUUUUUUUGUGAGAACUUCAUUGGAUGGAAAGAACCUCAAAGCAACAAAUGCUGGAACUGUGUGGCAAGUCAGUCAACACAUGAAUCAGAACUGAAGGGUAAUGUUUCAGAAAUGAUGAUUAUUUCCUCCCUCUUGAUGUUAAUGAAUUCAUAUAAGUAAACACUACUAAUUAUUACUCACAAUUAUAUUGGAGAAAUUCAGUUGUGUUAUUUUAAGUGAAAUCUCAAACCCUUAUAAGACCAGAAGACCGGUUUCUUGUCUUACAGAAAAAUCUCAUCAUUCACAAAUAUUUCCCCUUGGGUGUUAUAUUUUUGCAUUUUGAAUGCUCCAAGCAAUUAUUUGCCCUUUG
Pristis pectinata (smalltooth sawfish) is the source of this 15618-nucleotide messenger RNA. Its product is annotated as rho guanine nucleotide exchange factor 4-like. The record is from RefSeq and is a predicted model, not a curated record. The coding region runs from base 241 to 7839 and encodes 2532 amino acids. Gene Ontology annotation, biological process: intracellular signal transduction. The transcript is spliced from 15 exons. NCBI's taxonomy places the organism in Eukaryota, Metazoa, Chordata, Chondrichthyes, Rhinopristiformes, Pristidae. Gene Ontology annotation, molecular function: protein binding; guanyl-nucleotide exchange factor activity.